CUCUCGCCUUGCCGCAGCCAGCCAGCUCAGGCGACCAGGGCUCGAUCGCACCGACUGAGCUCUCCGUGCCCUACAUCCCACGUACGUCCACGCCCCCGCCGUUCGAGGGCACCGGCACCGUGGCGACGGGCUCGCCGAACCUAUCGCGUACCCAGUCGCGCGACGACCUCGCGGGCUCGAACGUGUGGGUCGGCCACGCGGCGCAGCCGCAGCGCGAGCAGGUCCAGCGCUCCGUCUCGCCCUCGCGCCAGGGCUCGCCUGGCAGGCCCGCGGUGUACAUCCAGCGGAGCACGAGUUCGCAGGUGCCGAGCCGCAAUCUGAGCGCGAAGCCGAGCCGCUCGUCGCUUGCGCCCGGUGGUGGUGCGGCGGGCGGGAAUAAGGAUGCAACGAAUUAUACGUGGAGCAAUUCGAGCACGAGGAGCUUGGGUAUGGUGUAUGCGCAGGGUGCGCCUGGAUUUGGUGUCCAGGAAAGAAACCCAUUCGAUGAUCCUAGCUCGUCGCAGGUGAACUUGCCGCACGCUGGUGCGCACGAUAAAUCCCCCUCUGAGACUAUCAAAGUACCCGAGGGCUUCGACCCGCGUUCGCCGCACGACGAACGUCAACUCGACGAUCACCAGGCAGACCCUGUACCUGUCCCGCUGCCCGCAGCGUCGGAAGUCAUGCUCUCGCGCCAUUCACGGGAGCUACCUGAAGGGUAUGAUGUAUUUGGCGCUGGUCCGACGCAGGAUUACUUCGACCAAGGCCCAAAGCCAACCAACGAGCGCCUCCCGCUUCUUGGCAACCGCACCUAUACACCGGGCCGCGAUCUCCACCGUGCCCCCAGCAUCGACUCCCAAAUCGCCUCUUGGAAGCCCAAGUCCGCCAAUGGCCACGGCCACGGCGACGCACCCAGCACCGCCAACGGCAAUGGCAACGGCAACGGGCACGCCCACGAGUCCAGCGAAACCGCGAACGACGACGGCGACCUUGCUGCGACUAAGCGGCCGCUCUCGCACGCCCACUACCCGGGGUACGGCGCGGGCGGAUACGGCGCGGUCUCGUUCCCGUUCGCCGCGCGCGGCUGGGCGGAGCACGUUCUCCCGCACGGCGCGCGCUACUUCGUGCACCCCGGCGUGCGCGCGGUCGCGGACGCGGACCUGCGGAGGCUCGUCGAGCUGGAUGUGGUUAGUGGUGUCGUUGGGCGGGCGGGGAUUGUGCCGGACGGGUGCGAGAUGUGGAUACGAGAGGUGUAUCCCGCGAACAAGAACGGCGGGAAGAAGAAGGGCGCGCAGAAGAAGGGGUGGUUUAAUGGGAGUGGGAAGGGCAAGGGGAGGAGCGAGGAUGUGGAGGUGGCGUGGGUGGAUCAUCGGGCGAGGAGGGUGUCUAGGGAUGUGCCGAGUGUUGCUGAGCGGGCGGGCGAGGAGGAUCGCCUGGACGAUGAAUACCGAUACUGGUCCUUUGUCGAGUCGCACCCGUCGCACGUGCACCCGCGCCCAGACCUCCGCCAGGAGGCGCUCGACGCUCUGCGGUGGUCAUACACCGAUCAGCUGCUCGCAUACCCGCAGCCUGUGCCUUCGCCGUUCAGUACUGACGAGUGCAUGCAACUCGAGCGCCUGUUGAGCGCCAACGGGCUCGUACCGGAGCGCAACGCAGUGCAGACCCGGCUGAUUGCCAGGAUCUUAUUGCGAGUUGUCCACUGGCGCCAGCAGCACUUCCGCCCACAGAAGCCACUCCCAGAAGAUGUGCCGCAGGCUCAGGCUCAGGCGCAGCUGGCCGCGCGUCGCCGGCCCUCGGUCUUCCGCACGAUCCUCGAUAUCCUCAUCGGCAUUGCGUGUCUCGGCAUUCCGUUCAUGUUUGAAAACAAGGCCCAACCUGGGUCGGCGUUUGAUAUCGAAGGGGGUGCACUGCCCCACCACGCUGGCUCCAUGUUCGUCGCUGGCGGUGUUGCAUGUCUUGUCGCCGCGAUCAUACUGAGCGCCAGCGUCACCCUCGUCACCCUCCCAGGAAUCGACGAGAUCGCCCGCAUCGCAGGCAUCGUCGCCAUCGCGUGCUCUGUCGCGAGCAUGAUCUCCGCCUUCGCCGUCAUCUUCCGGCACAAGGCUGAGGUGUACCACGGACGCAGCCACGGCGUCGGCGGCGCGAACGGUAUCGGCGGCGAGGGGUUCAUCGUGCUCUCCCGGCGGAGCGUGCUCCUCUCGCUCCCGCUCGCGUUCUUGGCGUACUCUGUCGCGGGGUUCGUCACGGGCAUCCUCGUGUACUCGUUCAAGAGCGCUCCUGGCGCCGUUGUCUCGCUGCCGGUCAUCCCCGAGGCGAUGAGCAUGGUGUCGCAGAGUCUGCCGACGACGGCGGAUGUGAAGGUGGAGUCGUGGUCGAGGUGGACUGCGCUCGGGGCGCUGGGCGGGCUGAGUGUUGCGGUGCUGGCUACAGCGUAUGCUGCGAGAAAGUGAUGUGUUUUUACGAUGACGUUUUUGAUGUGCUUUUGAAAGUCAUGAGCUUAUGACGCAUGGUUUGACUCGAUCUGUAGAAAACUGUACACCAGUACUGUGUCUUUAGAACUGUAAUUAUUAUCAAGCAGUUUUUACAACGGC
Molecule: messenger RNA, 2567 nt
Organism: Coniophora puteana RWD-64-598 SS2
Lineage: Eukaryota; Fungi; Basidiomycota; Agaricomycetes; Boletales; Coniophoraceae
Exons: 7
Coding region: 429-2426 (665 amino acids)
Source: RefSeq, a predicted model, not a curated record